Orbicella faveolata is the source of this 2725-nucleotide messenger RNA. RefSeq names its product 1,4-alpha-glucan-branching enzyme-like. The record is from RefSeq and is a predicted model, not a curated record. Gene Ontology annotation, cellular component: cytoplasm. Gene Ontology annotation, biological process: glycogen biosynthetic process. Gene Ontology annotation, molecular function: hydrolase activity, hydrolyzing O-glycosyl compounds; cation binding; 1,4-alpha-glucan branching enzyme activity. NCBI's taxonomy places the organism in Eukaryota, Metazoa, Cnidaria, Anthozoa, Scleractinia, Merulinidae.
AAUUACAUGUCAUCAUACAAGUCCAGAUUUUCUCUGUCUACACAGAUCUCUGUCAAUUGUGAGGUUUAUGGAGAAUGAAGCGAACAAAGGCACAGAGACAUAAUUUACACAUUUUUGGUGCCCAAAAGAUGGCUGACGAUCAAGUAGUUCCACAUUUUUCUAGAUUUCUUCAUGAUGAUCCUUAUAUUAAACCAUAUCAAACUGAGAUAGAAAGAAGGUACAAGUGCUUUUCAGGUCUUAAGAACGAGAUAGAGAAAAACGAAGGUGGCUUGGAGAAGUUUUCCAGAGGUUAUGAGAGGUUUGGAAUCAACAGAACCCACGAGGGUGUGGUAUACCGUGAAUGGGCACCAGCUGCUUGUGGAGUGUAUCUUAUAGGAGACUUUAAUGGCUGGUCCAGGACUUCUCACCCAUGUACUAGGAAUGAGUUUGGAGUCUGGGAACUGACCAUACCUUAUAAGGAGGAUGGCUCAUCACCAAUCCCCCAUGGAUCAAAAGUUAAGGUUUCAAUCCAGCUUGAAAAUGGUGAUUUAGUGGAUCGUAUUUCUCCUUGGAUUCGUUAUGCUGUCUGCCCAGAAGACAGUAUUCUGUAUGAAGGAGUCCACUGGGAUCCACCACAGCCCUACCAAUGGCAGCACAGCCGACCCAAGAAAACCUCUGGCUUGCGAAUUUACGAGUCUCAUGUUGGCAUAGCCUCUGAGCAACCUGGCGUUGCUAGCUACAAGAACUUUGCUUACAAUGUUAUUCCGAGGAUAAAGAAGCUAGGGUACAACUGUAUCCAGCUAAUGGCUGUCAUGGAACAUGCUUAUUAUGCCUGCUUUGGUUACCAGGUUACAAACUUCUUUGCUGCCUCCAGUCGCUAUGGUACACCUGACGAGCUGAAAGAACUGAUAGACGUGGCUCAUGGCAAUGGAAUUCUAGUUUUACUGGAUGUUGUACACAGUCAUGCUGCCAAAAAUGUUAUGGAUGGUUUGAAUGAAUUUGAUGGGUCCCAGAGCUGUUAUUUCCAUGGUAGUGGACGUGGAUUUCAUUCUCUCUGGGACAGUCGACUCUUCAACUAUACCCAGUGGGAAGUUCUGCGCUUCCUUCUGUCCAAUCUUCGUUGGUACAUGGAGUGUUAUCAAUUUGAUGGCUUCCGAUUUGAUGGUGUGACAUCAAUGAUAUAUCAUGACCACGGACUGGGACACGGCUUUGGUGGAGACUAUCCGGAUUAUUAUGGACUCGGAGUAGAUACAGAAUCACUUGUCUACCUCAUGCUAGCCAAUGACAUGCUGCAUACUAUUUAUCCCAGUGUUAUCACCAUUGCUGAGGAAGUGUCCGGAAUGCCGGGCUUGUGUCGUCCGAUCAGUGAGGGAGGAACAGGGUUUGACUACCGACUUGGAAUGGCUAUACCUGACAGGUGGAUCAAGGUUCUAAAAGAGCUCAAAGACGAAGACUGGAACAUGUGGGACAUUGUGUGGACCCUCAUUAACCGUCGCCAUAACGAGAAGACCAUCGCGUACGCCGAGUGUCAUGACCAGGCCCUUGUCGGCGACAAGACCAUUGCGUUCUGGCUCAUGGACAAGGAGAUGUACUCGCACAUGUCAGACACGAUGCCGCUGACCCACAUUAUUGACAGGGGAAUAGCGCUUCACAAAAUGAUCAGGUUAAUAAGCUGUGGUCUUGGUGGAGAAGGUUACCUAAACUUCAUUGGAAAUGAAUUCGGCCACCCUGAAUGGCUGGAUUUUCCACGGGCGGGAAACAACACUAGUUAUCACUAUGCGCGCAGACAGUGGAAUCUAGUGGACGACCCGUUGCUAAGAUAUAGGUACCUGAACGAGUUUGACCGAGCCAUGCUGCACUUGGAGGAGAAAUAUCAUUGGUUGGAAUCCCCCCAGGCUUACGUUAGUUGUCACCAUGAAGAUGACAAAAUGAUUGUAUUUGAGAGAGGUUCUUUGCUGUGGGUGUUCAACUUCCACUCGACCAAGAGUUUUGCUGACUACAGAGUCGGUGCAAGCAUCGCUGGGAAAUACAAAAUAGCUUUGCAGACGGAUGCCGCUGAGUUCGGCGGGCAUAAACGGCUGGAUCCAAACUGUGAAUACUCUGUAGACAGCCAACCUUGGCAUGACAGGCCGUUCUCUGUUUUGGUGUACGUUCCGUGUCGUACCGCUCUGGUUCUAGCACCGGUUUAACCUCAAUCCCAUUUUGGGCUCAAUUUCUCCAUAGCUGUGAAUUUCCGUAUUUUCACUUGUAAUCUAGACUAUAUGUUCGCGCAUUCUAGGUGUAACUCGAUAUUCACAUCACCGUUUUAUGAGAGAAUGUGACUCCAGAUUUCCUUCCGAAAGAUAAACAUAUAGCUAUCUAGUUAUCUUAUCCUGAUGUCCAAUUUAUUUUAAAUUUGGUUGUAGCAUAGGGUGACAAUAAACAAUACAACACGAUACGUAUAUACUUUUUAAAAUUUUUAAAUUUCGAUCAUGUAAUGGACUAUUUCUUCAUAUUCUUUCAUUGAACUGGGACGAGCUUUGCAGUGGAAGCUAUAUUUCUUUUUGUUUUGUAUUUGGUUUCAGUUGAUGUAAAUGACGUGAAGCCGUUUCACAAAUGGCCGUGUUCUUGUUAAAGGAUGGAUUAAUUAAUGGAUUUUAUUUUAAGAUUGGGUUUGUAAUCGUGUUAUGGGUACUAGGUUAGACUAAUAUUUUAUAUUAAAAAAAUAGGAAAUAGGAAAUAAAUAUUGUUUGGGUAUUAUUUUGAA